GGCCUGUGAGAUUGCCUAGUGGAGAGCUUUUAUGACAACUUGAUCUCCUAAGGUGCCAGCUACUCUGUUCCCAGGACUGACCCACAUUGUCGCCCAGGCAAGAUCCUGAAAGUGGUAGCAUCUGCAUGGGUAUUAGUCACCUGGUCCUAGCCAAGUGUGCAGCAACCAAAGAGCAUUGCUGCCUCUGAUUACUUCUAAUGGUGCAGAACUAGAUGCCUUUGGUGACCUUGGAUGUAUCUAGGUCUUGCAGCCUGGUUUCUGGCUCCUUCCCUAGGACCUUGGCUGGAGCGUGCAGGAAACCCUCUCUUGUACCUAACCUAUUUGUGUGUGUCACUGCUGCGCUCCAGCCUUGGAAACAUGGGCAGCAGCAGUGCCCACCCCUCAUGCCUGGCAAACCUGAAGAUUGCUCCCCUCUCUGGGUGGUUGGCCCUCAUUCUGAAGCCUGUGAGCCAGGCUGCAGAAAGCACCCCAUGGAGGAUAAUGAGACCAUCAGGGAAGAGGUAGCCUGUGGAGAAAAGGGGUCAUUUUACAGAACUGAGCCCCCACCCCCACUUGUCUCUAUCUGAGCAACUGAGCCUUCACCCCACACCCACCCAACCGCAGGAAGCGGCACAAACAGGGCUGUUGUGUUAUUUUUCCUGGAGAGACAUUUAUUCACAUCAAGUGGGUACUGAUGGCACACUGAAGAAAUAAAUCCACCCAAAUCUACCUUGAGGCAGCAGUGGGUACACCGGGUAACUUACUGUUGUGACUCUAACAGUACCCCAGUUACUCACAGGAACGUAAGUGACCCUCAGCAAGUUACUUCAUUCAAUAACUCACCCCCAUAUGGACACCAACUUGAAACUUGGGUCCUUGAGCUUCCUAUAACUUGCAGACGGCUCCACCGAAGAGACUCCUCUCCUUCACAAAUACUAUUUUUAUAACCUCAGGGUAUGACAUGGUGAAUCUUUUUGAGUCUCCUGAUCCCUGUAAGUUCCCUGAGCUUCCGGACUCUAAUGAGUCAGCUUGUCUCUUUAGGACUUGAGGAAGUAGCUACACAAAAGAGAAAGAUUGCCUUCCAUUGGAAACACGGCAGCAGGCCUUGGGGCUGAGUCUCCCUCUAUUUGGAACCAGAAGAGGAGCGGCGGUAGUAGAUGUCUGGCUGUGUCCCCUUCAUGUAUUUCUGCCUGUUGCUGGCCAUCUUCCUGGUGGAGCUGGUGGCAGGGGUCCUGGCGCAUGUGUACUACCAGAGGCUAAGCGAUGAACUGAAGCGGCAUCUGCACAGCACCCUGACUGAGCACUAUGGGCAGCCCGGAGCCGCAGAGAUCACAGCCUCAGUGGACCGUCUGCAGCAGGAUUUCAAAUGUUGUGGCAGUAACAGCUCAGCCGACUGGCAGCACAGCGUAUACAUCUUGUCUCAGGAAGCCAUCGGUCGCCAAGUGCCCGACAGCUGCUGCAAGACAGUGGUAGCCCGCUGUGGUCAGCGGGCCCACCCCUCCAACAUCUACAAGGUAGAGGGAGGCUGCAUGGCCAAGCUGGAGCAGUUCUUGGCUGACCACCUGCUGCUCAUGGGAGCAGUGGGCAUUGGGGUAGCCUGUCUUCAGAUCUGCGGAAUGGUUCUCACCUGCUGCUUGCACCGAAGGCUCCAGCAGCACUUUUAUUAAAGGAUACCCCUGUAGCCUGCUGACUGGCCCACACCAAAGCCCACAUCUCCACAUCCUGAACCAGGCCUGCAAAGUCAAUGCUGGGGCCAUGGACUCCCUCCACCCUGUGCAGAGGCCACCAAAUGCCGGUGAUUGUGACUCCUGUGUAUCCUGGCUGGGCAGGGUCCUCCGCUCACUCCUCCACUUCUAAGCACUUAGCCACUGCCAGAAUCCUUGGCAAGGGAUGGUCCUGGCAAGAGACAGACACAGCCCUUUGCCAGGCACUGGGACACUGGACUACGGGGAGGCCAUAUUCAUCUCAGAGUCUGGAAUAGAAGAUGUCCCUCCAAGACUCCUGCAGGGCUUGGUGUGCGCUUCUCAUGGGCACGGGGCCCCAACUGGGUCUCCUCAGAGAAAAGCAGCACUUUGGGCACACUGGGUUAGCUCACCCCUUCCCAAAAUCUAGCUGGUUUUUCAGUGUCCCCCACAGAAUAGCCAGCCAUAUUCUUCCUGUAAGGCACGGGGCAGGAGCCAUCUAAGGUGGCAUCUUAAGGCUGUUGACGCCACCAGGACAGGGCACUAAGGAGGCAGGUUGGUUGCUACACUCAGGAGAGAGUCACAGGAUGGCCACAAGCCCCAGCCUCUGGUCCUGGUCCCAGGCUUGACUCCCAAAGUGUAAAACUCUUCCCCAGGGGGGCAUACCACAGUCUCAGCUCCUGAGGAGAGGAAACUGUGGGGAAGGAGGUACCCUGCCUGUACCCCAUUUCCUGGGGACCCCACUGUUUCUCUUCCAUGCGUUCUCCACUUCCUUCUCCGCUAUCCUGGAAUAGACGCCAUCAUCCCCUCCUUUGUUCCCCUCUCUAGUCAUGGAAUGACACACAGAGGAUAUUUCAGGGGAGGGGGGCUCAUGUGUUAAAAGACACAGAAAGAAAAUCCUAGAAAAAUUAAAGGUUGGUAAUAGGAAUCAACUCAUAGACAACCAUAGGGACCCCCUCCGAUUACUAUUACUGUAGGCAGCUUUGCACGCCAGGACUCCACUCCCAGCUUCUGCACCCCUAUCCUGGGUCCUGCUCAUCUCUCCAGAACAGCAGAUCUCAGUUCCCACAGAUCCUGCUGAGCUGGGUCAGUUGCUGGAGGGAGAUGAGCUCCCACUCAUACUUGGGUGGACCAAGGGCCACUGUUGCUGUCACCGGCAUAGGUGGGAUUCCACUCUCAGGGCAGAAAGUAGCUGUGUGGACAGAGGGAGCAUCAGGCUCUCGGGUCAGAAACCCUCCCCCACUCUGGCAUCUCGGGGGGCUACUUGGAGCCUGCACUGGCUUGUGUCAUCCACCUGAAGGAGCCUGGGUUGUCUGUACAGACAGUAAAAAGAAGACAUUCCCAACACUUCCAGACUACACUAUGGCUAAGAGAAAAACCUUAACUGCCCUCCUCUCCAUCUGCAGAUACUCAGAGGCUGGCUAUGGUUCCUGAGUUUAUAGAGGGAGGAUUGAGGAGAAAAAGCUGUGGGGCUCAGACCCUCUUCUUCCCAAAAAGGCCCCUGAGGGGGGCAAUAGUGAUCAAAGGGAUACUGUGGCCUCGGGUAUCUGCUUUGGUAGGCUUCUUCAGGGAGAGGGUCAGAGGUGACAAGCGGGCGCCAUUUGUACAGACUUGAGGCAGAGGUAGUUCAGGAGAGCAGGGACAUGGCCACAGUCAGAGCUGCAGGGUGAGCGGACAGCCCCAAAUGUGACUUCCUUGAUCAUACAUCAGCCUUGGUGACAAGAUGGGGUCAGAGGACAUGAGACACAUAGUAGGCCAGAUUCUGUCCAGCAGCUGCGGAGAGAAGGCUGCAGCCAAGUCUGUGGUGAGGUGGGCCCAUCAGAGGCCAGAACAGGUGCUGCGUGUGGGGGGACGUACAGAAGGUCAGAGCGAGGAGCCACUGUGAGCUCAGAAUCUGCCCCUCUGGGCAGCUUCCAAGGUUUUGAAGUCAGGGGGAUAAUGGAUCAGUUACAACCCUGUCAGCUUUGAAAACACCCCCUUGCCCAUUGGCUUUACUGGGCUAGGGGCAAAAAGGAAAAAGAAGCGAGGGUGGCUGUAGCUGUUUAGGAGGAGAGCAGCUGGCUGUGUGGCUGCCAGGUGGCUCUUAUGCCCUCCCUGGCCACUGCAAUGUGUCAGCACCUCCCGAGGACUCUUCAGGACAGAAUACUGCCUCCCCAGAGUGGCUCUAAGGAAGCCGGAGCCUCCAGGUGACCUUCCUGCUAAGUUCCCAGAUAGCGGUGAUGGGCAUCCACACCGCGCCACAGGAUGGACCACGUGAGGGCACCACCCCCUCCCUUCAUAUGUCAGAGCCCCCAAGUGCCCAAAGGCACGCAGGCCAUCUGGCCUGUGUCACACAUGGAGCAACUAGAGACUGUUUCCACUGGGUCCACAGAGAGGGUGGGAUGAAGCCAGCCACCGAGUGGUUUACAAAACCAGCCACGUACGUGCCUCUCAACAGUGUGCGCUCGACACACCCGCCCUACUGAUCUACGACUUGGUCAGUAGGUCAGAUGGAAGGGGAUUCCGUGUACUCCCAGAUCACGCCCUUUUCUCUAUGCCUUGGGGUGGCUCUGCUGCCCCCUGGUCACUCUAGCAUGUCCAGCUGGACAUCAAGCCUCCCUCAUCCUCCCCUCCUGCUCAUGUACCUGUGAAACCUGCUCGUAUCCCGUGCCAGUACUGACAGAAAUCCCAGUGGGCCCAUCGUUAGGAAGCCAGAUGGGCUCCUGGGUCCAGUUGGCCCAGGCAUGUGAAUUAUCAGACAUUCUACAAAGACAGACGUUGCCUUACCCUACCGCUUACAGUGAAACUCCUAUGUGGGUUGUGCCUCUCCACUGGUCAGUGUAUGCUUGGUGCCUUGUCUCUAUGAACUCAAUAAUAAAGGACUUUACCACGGA
Molecule: messenger RNA, 4534 nt
Organism: Rattus norvegicus (Norway rat)
Lineage: Eukaryota; Metazoa; Chordata; Mammalia; Rodentia; Muridae
Gene: Tspan11
Product: tetraspanin 11
Biological process (GO): focal adhesion assembly
Cellular component (GO): membrane
Source: RefSeq, a predicted model, not a curated record